This is a messenger RNA of Nezara viridula (southern green stink bug), 3252 nucleotides long. The record is from the annotation of a GenBank genome assembly. Lineage: Eukaryota; Metazoa; Arthropoda; Insecta; Hemiptera; Pentatomidae.
GAAUAACUUGUCAAUGAAAAUUAUUUUUAAUGAUAUUUUUUUUAUUUCGCAGUUUAUGGAACGGUGGUAUUAUUAUUUGAAAAUAAAGUUAUCCUGGCAAAUUUAUUCUAUUAUUCCAUAUUUAUUUGGAAUAACUUUAAAUGAAUAUUAAUUAUUUAAUAUUUUAAUCUAGGGGAUAUACUAUCUGCUCUUCUCUUUCAUGACUGAAAAGAAGAGACUAGACUAGAAACGAUAAUAAAUUAAUUAAUAAUUUUUGUAAUGAAUUCUCAUUAAGAUCAGAAGACGGCACUUGUUUACUUUAAGGGAAAGGUAAAUUUCGUGAGUAGUUGGCGAAAGUGGGAAGCUCAUUCAUAAGUCUCUAGCAUGUUGGUGGGUAGUAGGUCGUCUGUAUAGCCAAUGGAGGCAAGAUGGCGGAUUUAGUAAAUGAAGUACGGAUUGAGGAACGUUUAAAAAUAAAAAUAGGUGAAGCGAAGAAUCUUCCAAUCAGAAGCCAUGGAUCAGUUUCAGAAAGAGAUGUAUAUUGCAUUCUUUCAUUAGAUCAAGAAGAAAUUUUCCGAACUUCAACUAUAGAUCGAACUCUGAAUCCUUUUUUUGGUGAAGAGUUUCAGUUUAAUGUUCCCCGCAGAUUCAGAUUUUUAAGUGUUUAUAUGUAUGACAGGGAUAAAACUGAGAAAGUAAUUGGAAAAGUUGCUAUUAAAAGAGAAGAUUUACAAAUUUAUCACAAUAAAGAUCAUUGGUUUCAAAUAAAGCCUGUGAAUCAGCAUACUGAAGUACAGGGAAAGGUUCAUUUGGACAUAAAUUUUGAAAGACCUACAGAUGAAAAUAGUCCAGAGAAACUUAUUGUAAAAGUUUCUGAGUGCAAUGACUUAACAUUAUGUCAUGGAUGUUGUGAUCCAUUUGCAACCAUAUCAGUUCGUUUAACAUCAGGUAGAGUGGAAACAAGAAGGACAAGGGUUAGAAAAAAAACUAACUCGCCACAGUUCGAUGAGAAGUUUACUUUUGAACUUAGAAGUUGGAGGAAAAAUAGUGAUAGCCGGUAUAAUGUUGCUGAUGUUGGUGAUUGGUGUGAAUUAGUUGUAACUUUAUAUCAUGAUGGUGGAAGCUCACAGUUUUUCUUAGGUGAAAUCCGAGUGCCAUUGGGUCAAAACAUACAGCAAUCUGCAUGGUACCUGUUACAGCCUGGUAAAAGAACAUAUGUAAAAAGUAAACCAGAAUCUCUUUGUUCCGAUAUGGGCUCCCUACGUUUAAAGAUACAUUAUACCAGGGAUUAUGUCUUUGACAAACGUAUUUAUGGAAAAUUAAGGGAACUUUUAUUAAAAUCUUGUUCAGUACAGCCUAUAACAUCAAGUGCUUGCUACUUAUUGGGUGAAAUAAUUCCAAACAAAUUUGAUGCUGCUCAGCCACUUGCAAGAAUUUUCCUUCAUCAUGGUAUGAUUGUUCCCGUCAUGAAAGCUUUGGCUGUAUGGGAAAUAUCAAAAAUUACUGAUGCAAAUACAAUAUUUCGAGGAAACACACUUGUUUCAAAAAUGAUGGAUGAAACCAUGCGGCUGGCGGGAUUAGGAUACCUACAUGAAACACUAAAAAAACCUCUUGAAACUGUAUUAACAGAACGCAAAUCUUGUGAAAUAGAUCCAUCACGUAUUUCUGACUCCAGCACUAUCCAUACUAAUCUGAACAAUCUGAAAGAAUAUGUCGAGAUUAUUUUUCAGGCAAUUGUUAAUUCAGCUCUCAGAUGUCCUCCAGUUUUAUGUGAGCUUUUUCAUGAAUUGAGACAGAUAGCUUCUUCUCGGUUUCCAGAUAAUAAGGAAGUGCGUUAUUCAGUCAUAUCAGGGUUCAUCUUUCUUCGAUUUUUCGCACCUGCUAUCCUAGGACCAAAACUUUUUGAUCUGACUAAUAAACAUAUAGAUUCUCAAAUCAAUCGAACAUUAACUCUUAUAUCCAAAACUAUACAAUCUCUAUGUAAUUUAGUUACAUCAAGAACUACAGCAUGUAAAGAGCAAUACAUGUGCUCAAUGUACCAAACAUUUUAUACCGAUAUGCAUGUUACAGCUAUUAGACAGUUUCUUGAAAUUAUUUCUGCAUCUUCCAGCCUUUCACAUGACAAAAAUAAUAGUAGAGUCAUUCUUAAAGAAGGAGUUAUGACUAAAAGAGCUCAAGGAAGGAAAAGAUUUGGAAGGAAAAACUUCAAGCAAAGAUAUUUCACUCUUACUACCCAAGAUCUUUCAUAUUCUAAACAAAAAGGUAAAGAACCUUUAUGUACCAUUCCAUUGUCUGAUAUAUUAGCUGUGGAAAGAUUACAACAUGAUUCAUUCAGAAAAAGCAACAUGUUUCAAAUUGUUCAACCUACUAGGGUCUUGUAUAUACAGGCGAGUAAUUGUGUGGAAGAAAAAGAAUGGGUAGAUCUUUUAGGAAAGAUGUGUUAUACAAAUCAUCAGCGAUUACAGACUUAUCAUCCUUCUGCAUUUGUUAAUGGGCAUUGGCAAUGCUGUUUUUCCCAAGCAGAAUCUGCUGAAGGGUGUUGUGAUGUUUCAAAUGAAACUCAGCUUCAAAUGAACAUAGAUUCUGAUAGAGAAUUAGCUCGUAUUCAUUCCCUUAUAGUCGAGCAUAUGGAUAGAGUACAAAGCAUUAUAAAUUUUUGUGAAUCUAGAUCAGUUCUUGGAACUAGAGCAAAUGAUGGGGACUUUGUUGGAACUUGUAUCAUAGAAGAUCCUGCAUCUUGUUCCAAAACCCUUUUUGAUUUACGAGAUGCUGCAGUUGAUCUUCAAACACAAACUAGAAUUUAUCUAAGGAAGAUAGCCAGAGAGACCAAAUAUGGAAGCAAGCAAGCCCCGAUUGGAGAUGAUAAUUAUUUAUUGCUUGCUAACAGAAUAGAUACAUCAAUUAAGACAAGCUAAUUAUAGGAGAAAUUUGUCCAUAAGUACCUGCUAUAAUUCUAUCUGAGCUUUAGGAUAGUUAUUUAUUUAUUAUAAAUAUAUUUCAAAGUUACACAUCUCUAUUUUAUCUUACUUAGGCUUGGAUGUUCUGAUAUUCAUAGGUAAAAAUUAGAUACAUUGUUAGCUAAUAUUCUUAAUACCGAUUUUCAAGGUACAAUAUAUUCAAUUUUAUUCAUAUACAAAUUUGUAAUAUCAUUUGUAUGUAAGGAUUUAUAUCUAAAAUUGUUAACAUAAUUUAUAGAUUAUUUUUUAACUUCAGUACUUCAUGAGAUGUGUAACUUUGAAAUUAUAAAUUUAGUAAUGUCGGAAUAGCUUCUCG